Molecule: messenger RNA, 2557 nt
Organism: Helicoverpa zea (corn earworm)
Lineage: Eukaryota; Metazoa; Arthropoda; Insecta; Lepidoptera; Noctuidae
Gene: Set8
Product: histone-lysine N-methyltransferase PR-Set7
Exons: 6
Coding region: 335-1270 (311 amino acids)
Molecular function (GO): protein binding; histone H4K20 methyltransferase activity
Source: RefSeq, a predicted model, not a curated record
CAAGCGUCCAUUUUCUACAGAAAUCGUAAUAAUCAGUCUUGACGUUUUCAAAGGCAUUGAAUGAAUUAAUAAUAUUUUUUACUGAAAUAGAUGAAAAAGUGAUUAUUAUCUCCUGUUCUGUAGAUUAAGUAAUACGAAAAACAUUAAGAAAAUGAAAAAUACGUGACAAGAAAAAGAUACAUCACAUGAUAAUUUUCUUGCGAUCCUAAUAUGACAAGGUCUGUUACAAAAUAUUGGUAACUCGAGCCAGUCUGGUUUUGUUUGUGUCUAGUUUGUGCACUUGUUCGAUGGUGUUUCGUGAUUUUAUAACAGCAAUUAUCAAGUUCAAGUGGAAAUGGUUCGAGCCAGUAGCUUGAUGGCAGCCCAGGAGGGCGUGAAGACCCCCCACCGCAUUGAACUAUGCGAGGAGAAGCCUGUCAGACCUACGCGCAACUAUAGAAAGCGCAGGAUUAUAGCAGCAGCACAGCCAAAGACUGAGAAUGCGGAAAUAACUUCUGAACCUCCACUAAAAAAGAUAGAAUUGAGAUCGAAGCCACUGAAGACUAGCAACGGUAUUACCAAUAUGACAAACGGACAUACAUUGAGGUCGAGAGCGGCGCGCGCCGCCGCCCGCGCUGCAGAAAGUCAUAAACUGACUGAAUAUUUUAAGGAAGAGCUCAAAAGUCCCAAAGUCGAGCCUCCACCUUCGCCUCCCCCCAUCGAAAAAACAAUUAACAAAAUAGAAAAAGUUGUCAAUGGUGACACAAACCAUAAACUUACGGAAUAUUUCCCUGUAAGGCGUAGUGUAAGGAAAACUUCCAAAUGUGUUAUGGCAGAGAAAAUGAGGGACUUGGAAAGGGCUGUGAGGGAACAGAGGGAAGAUGGACUACAAGUGGCAUAUUUCGACGGCAAGGGCCGAGGCGUGAUAGCGACGCGUCCGUUCGGCCGCGGUCAGUUCGUGGUGGAGUACGCCGGGGAACUAGUGGGCGUGGCCGAGGCGCGGGAGAGGGAACACAAAUAUGCGCAGGACCCGGAGGCCGGCUGCUAUAUGUACUACUUUAGACAUGGAGACCAACAGUAUUGUAUCGACGCGACAGCAGAAUCCGGUCGCCUAGGGCGCCUAGUGAACCACUCUCGCAACGGCAACUUGUCCACAAAGGCGGUGUGGGUAGACGGGCCGCGGCUGGUAUUGCUGGCUGCCCACGACAUCGCGCCGGGCGAGGAACUCACCUACGAUUACGGAGACCGCUCCAAAGAGUCGCUGCAGCACCAUCCCUGGCUUGCGCUUUGACCUGGGUAUGGUCAACGAAAAUCUCAUUGGACUACUAAGAAUUAUUUAUUAAUUUAGUCUUAGUUACUAUGAAGUUUGUUUGUUAUGAAGUUUUAUGUUGAUUGGACAUUCAUGUGUUUAGUAGUGAGACAAGUGGCCUAACACUCUCGGAUACAUGACGGAGUGGUCGCUUCACGAUAUAUAAACUGCCUUAAACCACUCGUGGUUAUGUGACUAAGAUAUGGAAAUAUUAAAGACAAUGUAAGGAGGUAACGUCAAAGCAGUUGUAUAUCCGUAAGAAGUAUGGACCUCUUGGCAUUCGACGGAAAACACUUAGUCAUAUUGCAAAUGACUGAAUUUAUACAAAGAUUUGUAUAAAAUACGAAAUGUACUGACUAAAAUGUAGUUAAGAGCAAUGUGUGUUGCUUAUUAGAUUCGAGGGACAGAAAUUAACUUAUGAACCAACUGUUUUGACGAUCUCUACCGUACACAAAAGAUGUUAGAAUGUUUGUAAGCAAGUUGGGUUUCUUUCCGUAAGUUAACGUUUUGUAAUAGUAUUGAAGUGUGAAUCAGUAUUUCAUGUUGGUUUUGUGACGGGAGUAAUCUCAGGUCCAUAGACAAUUGGUUAAACGUGAAUACUUAUUUAGAUAACAAAACCUAUGGUUUUUCUAAAUAGUAGUGACGGUAAAGAGGGUGAGUUCUAUGUUGAAAAUGGAGAAAGUGGAGUUAUAGAACAAUAUUCAGUGGACGUGAAGAUUUGAUUAUUGAGGCUUAAUAAAGAGGCCAAAUUAACAAAGUAAACCGGUAAUAAUCAAUUAUUCUUGCGUUUGACGUCCGCUGAGUAUAAAUUAUACUUUCGACUAGGUAUCUUAAAACAGGGAUAUAUUGUUAUACAAAAUUGUUCCAAUGUAUUAAGAACUAUUUUGGGUAGACUAUAAGUCCAAUGUAAGAGAUAUCCAGUAGAUAGUUAAAUUGAUAAUAGAAUGUUGCAGAGUGCCUCAAGUACUUGCUAAGUGUACUUGGUAAACGGAAGCAACGCUUGACACGGCUAAGUACGUCACAUUUUUAUUGAAUCGACGUCGGCUUGAAGAAAAAUGACAAGAUUUUUGUAGUUAGGGUAAGGAAACAAUGUUGUCUGGACAAAUCUGACAUAAUAAUUAAUUAUAGUCUAGACUACCAGUUGAAGGCAACUUGGGUGUCCAUUUCUAGGAAAACAUGGCGACGGUAAUGUCAGUUCCUAGUUGUCGCUCUCCUCCAAGCCACGUCUCAAAUGGAACUUUAGCGGAGAUGAAUGAUGCCUAUAAGGUA